This is a messenger RNA of Asparagus officinalis (garden asparagus), 1068 nucleotides long. RefSeq lists its product as uncharacterized. The record is from RefSeq and is a predicted model, not a curated record. The transcript has 4 exons. Lineage: Eukaryota; Viridiplantae; Streptophyta; Magnoliopsida; Asparagales; Asparagaceae. The coding region runs from base 164 to 847 and encodes 227 amino acids.
CCCCACUACUCUUCAACCCUCUCUCUCUCUCUCACUCCCCCCAACUUCCCUCUCUUUCUCUCUCUAAAGCUCUCUCUGUCUCUCUCUCUCUCAAAUCUCUCUCAAGCUGGCGAUCGAGCAAGAAUCCCCAUUCAAGGAGCUGAAACUCAAGAACAGAAGAGUCAUGGGAGGAGUUGGGCCUGAUGAGGAUAACCGUUGGCCGCCAUGGCUGAAGCCAUUGUUGAAGACGAGCUUCUUCGUUCAAUGCAAGUUUCACGCUGACUCGCAUAAGAGCGAAUGCAAUAUGUACUGUUUGGAUUGUAUGAAUGGAGCUCUCUGCUCCCUCUGUUUGGCUUAUCACCGAGAUCACAGAGCCAUUCAGAUCAGGAGGUCAUCGUACCAUGACGUGAUAAGGGUAUCGGAGAUCCAAAAGGUGCUCGACAUCACCGGCGUCCAAACCUACAUCAUCAACAGCGCCCGCGUCGUAUUCCUCAACGAGCGGCCGCAGCCGAGGCCGGGCAAGGGCGUCACCAACACCUGCGAGGUCUGCGAUCGGAGCCUCCUCGACUCCUUCCGCUUCUGCUCCCUCGGUUGCAAGAUUGUUGGCACUUCUGAAGGUUUCAACAAAACCAACCACAAAAAGGACAACAUCAGCAACAACAUUAAGAAGAAGAAGGCAUUCGCGUCGCCGUCGCACUCCGAAGAGUCCUACUCGAGCACAAGCCACGGCAGCGCGAAGAGCAACGUGAUACAGAGCUUCAGCCCCUCAACUCCGCCGCCAACGACGGUCAAUAGUUACAGGAGCGCCAAGAGGAGGAAGGGGAUCCCUCACAGGGCUCCCUUUGGUAGCCUCAUCUUGGAGUACUAGUCUCCUAUACUCGGCCAAAAUUAUGCACAACCUAUGCUGUUUGCGGUAGUUACUAGAUAUAGAAGGGGGGUUGAAAUGAAGAGAGGUGUUAUGUAUACUUAGAAGAACAGAAGUGGGGCUGUUUAAUUAUAGGGAGCCUUGUAAAAUGUAUAUAAGUGAGUACGGAUGAAAUAUGUGUGUACAUAUAGAAAUGGAAUAAGAUUUGAUGCUUUUAUUUCUAA